Prunus mume (Japanese apricot) is the source of this 2235-nucleotide messenger RNA. It is a transcript of the gene ADH1, whose product is annotated as alcohol dehydrogenase 1. Lineage: Eukaryota; Viridiplantae; Streptophyta; Magnoliopsida; Rosales; Rosaceae. Gene Ontology annotation, molecular function: zinc ion binding; alcohol dehydrogenase (NAD+) activity; S-(hydroxymethyl)glutathione dehydrogenase [NAD(P)+] activity. Gene Ontology annotation, biological process: formaldehyde catabolic process. The record is from RefSeq and is a predicted model, not a curated record. Gene Ontology annotation, cellular component: cytosol.
ACUAUGUUGUAUAAUUGAUACUUUCCAUUUUUAAAAUAUAUCUACGCGUUAAAACACAAUAUCCAAGAAUAUUAUUCAAACACCACACUAUAAUUAUUGUCUAGAAUAUGAUAAGAUAAAGACUUUGACGACACGUAGGGCCCUCCUAAAAUGUGGAUCAGUAUGCCACGUUACUUUCCAAAAGAAGAAAAAACCAGAAGAACCAAUGCCACGUUGCACUUCCUACAGAAACGAAGGCGCCGCUGGAAAUAAGCCAAAACAGAAGCGGUCAUAUACCACUAGAGAGCAGUGGUUUUUUUAUUUUCUCUAUAGAACUACAGUUGCGCAAGUUGAAUUAUUUUUCCAUUUUGUCCAAUCCAGAAGUGGUUUUCUCUCCACACACCCACGGACACACAGAAUUAACGUUUGGGUUCCAAUCCGAGAAACAACCCUUGGAUGGAAAAUGGUUUUAUCGUACAUUGAAUUUCAACUUUCUUGUUCAUCACAAAAAAAUAAUAAUUAUUCUCCACUUUCUGUAGCGGUUGUCAAAAUCACAAUAUAAAUAGUGCCUUCACAUUCUCACUUUCCCACAUCCAAAAACAAAUACUUUUGAUCGUAAAUUAACAGAUAAACAUCACAAAGUUCUGAUACAAUGUCUACAGCUGGUCAGGUUAUCAAGUGCAGAGCUGCGGUAGCAUGGGAAGCGGGGAAGCCACUAUCAAUUGAGGAAGUGGAGGUGGCACCACCACAGAAAGAAGAAGUCCGCUUGAAGAUCCUCUUCACCUCUCUUUGCCACACUGAUGUCUACUUCUGGGAAGCCAAAGGACAACACCCACUGUUCCCUCGCAUUUACGGUCAUGAAGCUGGAGGAAUUGUAGAAAGCGUAGGUGAGGGUGUGACUGAUCUCCAACCAGGAGACCAUGUCCUUCCGGUGUUCACGGGGGAGUGCAAGGAGUGCAGGCACUGUAAGUCAGAGGAAAGCAACAUGUGUGAUCUCCUGAGGAUCAACACUGACAGGGGUACUAUGCUCAGUGAUGGCAAGUCCAGGUUCUCCAAGGAUGGAAAGCCAAUAUAUCACUUUCUUGGUACCUCUACCUUCAGUGAAUACACUGUAUGUCAUGUUGGUUCCGUCGCCAAGAUCAACCCUGCAGCUCCUCUUGAAAAAGUUUGUGUUCUUAGUUGUGGAAUAUGCACAGGUUUUGGUGCCACUGUUAAUGUUGCAAAACCCAAAAAGGGCUCAUCUGUUGCCAUUUUUGGACUGGGUGCUGUUGGCCUUGCGGCUGCUGAAGGUGCAAGGGUUUCUGGGGCUGCAAGAAUCAUUGGAGUUGAUUUGAAUCCCAACCGAUUUGAGGAAGCCAAGAAGUUUGGCGUGAAUGAAUUCGUGAAUCCAAAAGAUCAUAACAAACCUGUGCAAGAGGUGAUUGCUGAAAUGACCGAUGGGGGAGUGGAUAGGAGUGUUGAAUGCACUGGAAGCGUCCAGGCGAUGAUUUCUGCAUUUGAAUGUGUUCAUGAUGGUUGGGGCGUUGCUGUACUCGUUGGUGUGCCUAGUAAAGAUGAUGCAUUCAAAACCCAUCCAGUGAAUUUCUUGAAUGAGAGGACUCUUAAGGGCACCUUCUAUGGUAACUACAAGCCCAAAUCCGAUCUGCCCGGUGUUGUGGAGAUGUACAUGAAUAAGGAGCUGGAAGUGGAUAAAUUUAUCACUCACUCGGUCCCUUUCGCUGAGAUCAACAAAGCAUUUGAUUUGAUGCUUUCAGGACAGUCCAUCCGGUGCAUCAUUCGCAUGGAGGAUUAGAGCAACUCGGGACUUGUUACGUGUUAAUGGGGAGAAUUUAUAUAUCUAUCUGAUGUCUUAACUGAAAGAGAGUGAGACUCCCCUACAGGAGUCGAACCUAAUAAAGGAGUAGUCUUUUCUUAGUAUUUGUUGUUUUGUUUCCUUUUAUUGUUUUGUUUCCUUUUGUUGUUUGUACGGUACCCCUAAAAGAACUAGUAAACUUAUUCCUUUAUGAAGAAUAAGCAGAAUGAGAGUGAGACUUCCUCUAUAGGAGUCUAAUGAUACUUCAGUAGGGGUACAAAUACUAUGAAAGCAAGUAAGAACUAAGGAGUAAUUCCCCCCAGGGGGAUUUAGGGGGGAAACGUUCCUUAAGAAUAAUUGUGUUGGUGUGGAUUGUACAAAUUUUGAGAGGAGCUACUCAAGAUUUCCCAAAUUUUGAUAUAAUGGUUUUUAUGAUAAAUAACAUUUUCUGCAUAUUUUCUUUA